UUUAGUGCUUAUUAAUGUGGCAAAAUAACACGCACACACAGACACUUUACUGUCCUCAUUUUACCAAUGGAGCUGCCAGUGCUCUAUUCAUCCAGUAGACAUGGAAGAAACUGGAGGAGUCAGUUAAACAUGGCACUGUGAGGACACAGGAAACAUUGUCAUUUAGGUUGAACAGCAUGGAAAACACCUCGGAAUGGAGCAACAAUUCACUGGACUCUGAUUUCGAAGCUUGUGCGACGUUGAGGAGCUUUAGUUCACGAGUCGCCCUCUACAUCUUCAUCAUCACUGGAAUCCUCUGCACUGUGGUGGGAAACUUCCUGGUGGUUCUCGCUAUUGCGUACUUUAAACAGCUUCAGUGCCCUACUAACUCUUUCGUCAUGUCUCUAGCAGUCGCUGACUUCCUUGUGGGUCUGGUGGUCAUGCCGUACAGUAUGAUCAGAACAGUAGAAGGAUGUUGGUAUUUCGGCCCAACCUUCUGCCAUCUUCACUCCAGCUUGGAUGUUAUGCUUUGCACGGCUUCCAUCUUCCACCUGAGCUGCAUUGCUUUUGACCGCUACUAUGCUGUCUGUAACCCACUGGUGUAUUCCUUUAAGAUGUCUCACAAGCGUGUUUGUUUGCUGAUUGUGGUUUGCUGGGCCGUACCUUUCCUUAUAUCAUUCGGUCCUAUUCUCUUUGGGCUGCACAAGCUUGGUGUGGACAUCCCUUUACCUGAGAACAUGUGCGUCUUCUUGGUGAACCGUAUUUAUGCCGUGAUGGCGUCGCUUGUUGCGUUUUACCUGCCUAUGGUGACCAUGUUGGUGGCCUACUGGAAGAUCUACAAAGCUGCCAAACGGCAAGCCAUGCAGAUCAGCGCGAUGGAGGCACAGAUGGCAGCAGGUGUGGGCAAAGACUCGAGUAAGAAACAGAAACAUCGCAACUCCAUAAGGAGAGAGAGAAAAGCAGCCAAAACGCUAGGGAUCAUCAUGGGGGUUUUCCUUCUUUUCUGGCUGCCCUUCUUUACUGUUAAUAUCAUUGACCCGUUCAUCGAGUAUGGGACUGCGGUUGUGAUAUGGGAUGUUUUUCUGUGGUUGGGGUAUAUCAACUCCUCACUAAAUCCUUUUCUCUAUGGCUUCUUCAACCGGUCGUUUCGGCGAGCUUUCCUCAUGAUCAUGGGAUGUAGAAUUUGUCUGCAUGGCACAGCUCAAGGAAUGGACCUUUCUCACUCCAAAAGAGAUGGCAAUGAGCGCACAGACAAUUAGUAGACUGUUGUAGCAGAAGUUUGAUUUAAAGAAAUGUUCCAUAGUGGUUUCUUUCCAGUUUAUACAGGUCAAUAGAAAAUAUUCCAAAUAAUCUACUGAAAUUAUUGGGGGAAAGUGUAUGUAUUUACAUAUAUAGAUAUGCACAAAUAUGCAAAAUAGGCACAUUCUGAAAAC
This is a messenger RNA of Danio aesculapii, 1412 nucleotides long. Its product is annotated as 5-hydroxytryptamine receptor 4. Gene Ontology annotation, biological process: chemical synaptic transmission; adenylate cyclase-activating adrenergic receptor signaling pathway; regulation of appetite. The transcript is spliced from 2 exons. Gene Ontology annotation, cellular component: plasma membrane. The coding region runs from base 177 to 1238 and encodes 353 amino acids. The record is from RefSeq and is a predicted model, not a curated record. Lineage: Eukaryota; Metazoa; Chordata; Actinopteri; Cypriniformes; Danionidae. Gene Ontology annotation, molecular function: G protein-coupled serotonin receptor activity.